GGAACACUGACCUAAUAUAACACAUUCGGUGACGACAGCCGCUGUUACACUAUGUACCUAAUGUUAUAAAUUCUAAUGAGGUUUACUGGCUUAACCAUAACUCUUCCUUAUACAUCACCAACGAUUCUUAUGAGACACAACGUUAAUACAUUAAACCAUACCAGAGCUCCAGUCUCUCUCGGACAAAAGAAACCAUUUCAUAAGUAAACGUCGGCUUCAGAUCAAAUAUCGCAACCAUUAAUUAUAUUAGAUUCAAUUAUACGGAAUCAUGACGCGUCUUUUUCAGUUAGGCCUAGCCAUCGAGGCCAUCCUCAACAUCGCCGGUGCCGUCCCAUUUAUACUAUAUCCGGAAUGGUGUCUAUCAUUCGCAGUCACUCCUAACUCGACCGUGCCUCCUAGUUCUUCUUUAUUGUGGCAGGUCUAUGGCGCUCUCGUUCUAGCUCUCACAAUCCCGUUAGUCCUAUGCAUCCCGGACUCCAAAGCCGUAAGGGAGAAGCGUCAAAUCGUGUUCACCACUCUCCUCGCCGGAGAGGUCUUCCUAGAAGCUGUCCUACUUUGGCAUGUCUCACGACCGGACGAGAGCGGAUUUACAUUGACUUCCCUCGUUCUCAGCGCAGUCUUCUUGCUGCCAGCUCUGUCUUGGCAUGCCUUUGCCACCUAUAUCAAACCUGACUUAAUGGAGAGCGACAGCGAACUUUCAGGCAGCACAGCCAAGAAAACACUAUAAAUCGCUAUAACACACCAGGUCACAUUAUUCGGAUAGGAUCAUUUGGAAUAAGAACCGUAUUUACUCAACCAAAAUUCAUAGUACAACAUCAAAUAACACCAA
Messenger RNA from Daldinia vernicosa, 829 nucleotides. RefSeq lists its product as uncharacterized. The transcript has a single exon. NCBI's taxonomy places the organism in Eukaryota, Fungi, Ascomycota, Sordariomycetes, Xylariales, Hypoxylaceae. The record is from RefSeq and is a predicted model, not a curated record. Bases 269 to 727 code for a protein of 152 amino acids.